CUCUUCUAGAAGUCCCCAUCAUCACAGCUGCCACUCGAGGACUCUCUCUCAUCCCACACUCUCUCUCUCCACAGUGUGUACCCAUUGCCUCAUCUAUCAUUCCACUACCACACACAUUACACACUGUUUCUUUCUUCUUUACUCGACUUCUCUUUUCGAUUUAUCUCUGUAACUAAUUUGUCAAAAUUUGAGUCUAACAUAAGGCGGAGAGAGAAAAUGUCUGAUAGUAAGCCUGCGUUUUUGAACGAUGAGCUCUCGAAACGGACCUCAAUCUUUGGUCUGCGCUUGUGGGUUGUUUUGGGUAUAUGUGUUGGGGCUGCAAUUGUUCUUGUUCUGUUCCUAAUUUCUCUCUGGUUCACCUCUAGACGCAACAACAACAACAAGACGAAGAACAAUUCCUCCAAACUCAAGCUGUCCUCUAACAAACCCACAAUCCCAAUUGUUUCCAAAGAAAUUCAAGAGAUCAGAAUCGACCCUUCUAGGACCCAAAAUGACCCUGAAAAUCCCAAGCCACACCAAGCUCCGAUUCCUGACCCAUCGCAUGAAUCCGACCCAUUAGCCAGAGGCGAACGACAAGCUCUGCCUGUUGACGAUGAAAACCCACUUGCGCACCAGAGAAUUCACAUUGAAAUCGGGAAGGGCCACCGGAUUUCGUACCCGGAACGUGGCGGCGGAGGGGGGUCGUCCCACGGCAGCGGGGAGGCUCGGUCCGGUGAUCAGGUGGCGGUGGCUGUGCCUGAGGUGUCGCAUUUGGGGUGGGGACAUUGGUACACUCUCAGAGAACUUGAGGUCUCGACUAAUGGGUUUGCUCAUGAGAAUGUGAUUGGUGAAGGUGGGUAUGGGAUCGUAUAUCAUGGCGUCUUGGAGGAUAAUACUCGUGUGGCUGUCAAGAAUUUGCUCAAUAACAGGGGGCAAGCUGAGAAGGAGUUUAAAGUUGAAGUUGAAGCAAUCGGACGCGUUCGGCAUAAGAAUUUGGUGAGGUUGCUUGGUUACUGUGUUGAGGGAGCUCAUAGGAUGCUUGUUUAUGAGUAUGUAGAUAAUGGGAACUUAGAACAGUGGCUUCAUGGAGAUGUAGGUCCAUCCAGCCCUCUUACAUGGGAUAUUCGAAUGAACAUCAUAGUUGGAACAGCAAAAGGAUUGACUUACCUGCAUGAGGGGCUUGAGCCCAAGGUUGUUCACCGUGAUAUCAAGUCCAGCAACAUCUUGCUUGAUAAGCAGUGGAAUCCGAGAGUAUCUGACUUUGGCUUAGCGAAGCUCUUGGGGUCCGAGAUGAGUUAUGUGACAACUCGAGUAAUGGGAACAUUUGGCUAUGUUGCUCCUGAAUAUGCUAGUACCGGCAUGUUGAAUGAGAGAAGUGAUGUUUAUAGUUUUGGGAUUCUUCUCAUGGAGAUUAUUUCUGGGAGGAACCCAGUGGAUUAUAGCCGUUCUCCAGGGGAGGUGAACCUAGUUGAGUGGCUCAAAACUAUGGUUACAAAUCGGAAUGCUGAGGGAGUUUUGGAUCCCAAAAUACCUGAGAAGCCUUCUUCUAGGGCAUUGAAGCGUGCCCUUUUAGUAGCUCUGCGAUGUGUAGAUCCAAACGCACAGAAGAGGCCAAAGAUGGGCCAUGUGAUUCACAUGCUUGAAGCUGAUGAUUUUCCCUUCCGAGAUGAGAGUAGAGCUGGACGAGAACGUAUGCGUGCACAUCGUGACAGUAUGAAGGAGAGGUCUAUGGACAAGCGUGUGGUUGAAUCAGGUGACAGUAGUGGGUAUGAUAGUAGCGUCCAAAUCAACAGAUUGCUGUGGAAGAAGCAAGAAUCUGAAGAAGAGCACAGGUCGCUGUGGAAGAAGCAAGAAUCUGAAGAAGAGCACUAGCCUUACGGAACCCGUAUAAAAGUUGAGUCGUUGUCCUUGUCUACAAGUCUUUGCCUCCAGAGCUGGCCUGGUGUGUAUAUAUUAUUGACUCCACAUGUAUAUGUAAGUUACAUAAGUGACUCUAGAUUUUUUCUCAGCACCUUUUUUAAGCUCAUAGGCCUCUACUUAGUUUUUUUUAAUUUUUUAUUUUGAUUUCUGUCAUCAUUUGAAUCCACGGGCUAUUCUACAAUGGACAGAAGUGAAUGUAUAGAGUUGCAGUGAUUCAUUCCACAAUCAAUGUGCUACUAUAAUUUGGCAGAA
Cornus florida is the source of this 2151-nucleotide messenger RNA. Its product is annotated as probable serine/threonine-protein kinase At1g01540. Gene Ontology annotation, molecular function: ATP binding; protein kinase activity. The record is from RefSeq and is a predicted model, not a curated record. Gene Ontology annotation, biological process: protein phosphorylation. The coding region runs from base 217 to 1851 and encodes 544 amino acids. The transcript is spliced from 7 exons. Lineage: Eukaryota; Viridiplantae; Streptophyta; Magnoliopsida; Cornales; Cornaceae.